This is a messenger RNA of Prosopis cineraria, 1011 nucleotides long. Its product is annotated as agamous-like MADS-box protein AGL8. The record is from RefSeq and is a predicted model, not a curated record. Gene Ontology annotation, biological process: positive regulation of transcription by RNA polymerase II. NCBI's taxonomy places the organism in Eukaryota, Viridiplantae, Streptophyta, Magnoliopsida, Fabales, Fabaceae. The transcript is spliced from 2 exons. The coding region runs from base 3 to 914 and encodes 303 amino acids. Gene Ontology annotation, molecular function: protein dimerization activity; DNA-binding transcription factor activity, RNA polymerase II-specific; RNA polymerase II cis-regulatory region sequence-specific DNA binding.
AGAUGGGGCGAGGAAGAUUAGCGAUGAAACUGAUAGAAAAAGAGAAAUCCAGAAAAGCGACGUUUCAAAAGAGGAAGAAUGGAAUCAUGAAAAAAGCUCACGAGCUCUCUACACUAUGUGGUGUUGACUGUUGCUUGGUCGUCUAUGGUCCUAACUCCGUCGACAACCUUCCUGAAAUUUGGCCUCGAGAUCCCAGAGAGGUGCAUAGAAUCAUUAAGAAGUAUGAGGUCAAGAUCGCUGAGAAAAGUCCCAAGAAGUACAACGUCAUGGAGUUCUUCAAGGACAGGAAGAACAAAGUUGAAGCCGAAGCGAGCAAGCUUCAAAAGGAGAGGCUCCGAAAACUUUAUCCGACGUGGGAUUCCUCUUUCGACAGACUUGACGAAGAACACCUGAGGAUGUUCGUCGCUUUGUUGGAUUCCAAGAUCGAAGAUUGCAAGGGGAGGAUCAACAUGUUGAAGAAGAAGCGUUACAUAGAGGAAAAACAAGGAGCAGAAUCCUCACAACUCAAAUCAACUUCAAAUAACCGAAGCCAUCUCAGUUUCAUGCACAAUAACACUACGUCGUUUCAUCAAACUCUAGAUUUCCCUCCCAAAUCUGAUGAUGAUGAUCAUCAUCAUUGUGUGAUGAUGCCUUUUCAUCCGAAUCUGAUGCAUCUGAAUGAUUCUGGAACACAGAAUGAAGCCUUUGGUCCUUAUGAUCCCAGAGAUUCUUGUCCUUCAUCAUGCUUUUACAAUAUUAAUGGUUACUAUCCUUAUCUGCAUCAGAAUAAUAAUGUUAUGCAGCAUCAUCAUGAAGCAAAUUUGCAGGUCCUUCAAGCUCCUUUGAUGAUGCAAGAAUUUCAGACCAAGUACGGAUACCAUCAUGAUCUGCUUCAAGCUCAUGAGAUGUUCAACUGUAUGGGCCAAAAGAAGUAAGAGAGUUUAAUGCAGCAGCAACGUUACGUUGAAGCACUUGUUUAUAACUUUCCAUUAUGUUGCUGGCUAGAGAACUGAUUAUUUAGCUCACAGUAAA